AUGGCCUGCACCCCAGACCUCGAAGCCCUGUGCAGAGCAGCCUCAGCAGCAUCACAACGAACACGACAGCUAUCAAAUACCGGAUUCUUCACAAAAGACAGCAAGAAGAGGUACAUUGUCGGCCUCCUCGAUCUGGGACACCGAGGAGCACUCAGCAGAGUGACGAAGCAGGAUCUGGCCAGCCCAAAGAGGGCUGCUGGCAACAUAAUGGGUCUGGAUCUUGUGGACGUGCUACUUGUAUCAGAUCCUGACGUGGCUGUAGCGAAGAAGUCGAACGCUGGCGCUGGCGCUGGCGCUUUCUCCAUGCUGCCGGUCAUGUGCUGCAAGGGCAAGCGCGCAACUCUACCAGCUGCUGAUCCUUGGCGCUCCGCCAGCUGUGCUGCAAGAGCUGCGGUUGCAGUAGCAUCUAGCGAGGUCAGCGCGAAGCGCUACCACAAGUUGGGCGAAGACGCUUCACUUUUCCUGUGA
Messenger RNA from Fulvia fulva, 468 nucleotides. RefSeq lists its product as uncharacterized. The record is from RefSeq and is a predicted model, not a curated record. The transcript is spliced from 2 exons. Bases 1 to 468 code for a protein of 155 amino acids. NCBI's taxonomy places the organism in Eukaryota, Fungi, Ascomycota, Dothideomycetes, Mycosphaerellales, Mycosphaerellaceae.